This is a messenger RNA of Thecamonas trahens ATCC 50062, 1453 nucleotides long. Its product is annotated as bile acid:sodium symporter. Bases 98 to 1264 code for a protein of 388 amino acids. Gene Ontology annotation, cellular component: membrane. The record is from RefSeq and is a predicted model, not a curated record. The transcript is spliced from 2 exons. NCBI's taxonomy places the organism in Eukaryota, Apusomonadida, Apusomonadidae.
ACGGGGGAAGGGGGGAAGGGCAAGGGGGGUAAUUCUCUUUAUUAAGUCUCUCUCCUACCCUACCCUUUGUGGCCUUGUGGUGGGAGGCGGCGCAAGAAUGGACUACCUCCAAGUAGUGCUGGCACUGAUGAUUGUGACGUUCUCGCUCGGCCUUGGGGCGACGCUAUCGAUGACGGCGCUGGCGGAUGUGAUGCGGCGAGCAAAGAAGCAAGUUUUGGUUGGCUUCUCCUCGCAGUACGGGUUCAUGCCGCUCAUGGCGUAUCUGAUGGCCCGAUGGUCCGGGAUGUCGGCGGCCAAGGCCGUGGGCCUCAUUCUGGUUGGCUCUGCUCCCGGCGGGACGACGUCCAAUCUGUUUGUCUACAUGUCGGCCGGCGACCUGGCGCUCUCCAUCGUCAUGACUGUCUGCUCGACGCUGGCGUCGUUUGGCACCCUCCCCCUCCUGGUCCUCAUCUACAUCGAGUCGACGUUUGCCACCGAGGCGGUCCGUAUUCCGUGGCUCAUUCUCGGCCUUUCGCUGUUGCUGGUUGUUAUUCCGGUCGGCUGCGGUAUCUUUCUCAAAACCAAGUCGGACAAGUACGCGCUGUAUGCUGAGAAGAUUGGCUCGACUGUCGGCGGCCUGUUUAUUCUGGCUGCCAUCAUCAUCGGCAUCGCCACCACCGAUGUCUUCAAGUCUUCCGCCACCGAGUGGGUCAUCUCGGGCCUGAUGGAGCCGCUCGGCGCCGCCUUUGGCUACGGCGUCGCCGCCCUUCUUGGCCUGCAUCCCCGCGAUUGCAGAACGGUCUCGCUCGAAACCGGUGUCCAAAACUCAGCCCUGGCCAUCUCGAUUGUGGCGCUCUCGUUUGACGACCCCACAGUUCGCGACGAGGUUCUCACCUUUCCCAUCCUGUACUCGUUCUGGUACUGUGUCCACUCGAUCUGGCUGGUGGCGCUCUUCCGGUUUGUGCUUUCUAAGCGCGAUCCGCCACGCAGCGACGAGACCGCCCUCAUCGACGAUGAGGUGAGAAAGGACGAUGCAAGCAGCAGCAGUUCGGCCAGCGCCCAAAACACUGCCCGCGCCGCCACAGAAAGCAGCGCGUACGAACCGGGCGAUGCGACGUACGAGUACCUCGGCUCCGGAUCGACAACAUCCGAUACCGAGAUCCUUGAACGGCCCACGCCCGACAAGCCCACAGGCGCACACACAGGUCUGACACCUGGUCCACCGGAUAGCAGCAGCAACGCGUCGCGCUCCCUCUCGGGGUCGUACUCGUCAACCUGGUCGUGAUGCGGAGAGUGUGGUGUUUAGUGGUCGAGCAGCGGCUCGAUAACCGGAAAGACAUCGGGCGAGAUGAGAGCAGCGACCUCAGCCUUAGUGGCCCAUGCGUAGCCGACGAGGCCCUCAUCAGCGUUGGGCACAAUGUCGGAGCCGUUGUCGCCAAGAUACCACGCCCGGUAGAAGAAAACUCUUGUGGCC